AUGGUGAUGGAGGUCCUCUCUCGUAUGUUAAAUCGGCCUCCUCCGAGCUAUCAGUUUCACAGGCAUUGUGAGAAGGUUAGCUUAACUCAUCUGACCUUUGCUAAUGAUCUUAUGAUUUUUUGUGCUGCUGAUGAUUCCUCUUUGAGUUUUAUUAACGAGACUAUUCGAAAGUUUGGUGAUCUCUCGGGGCUAUUUACUAAUCUUAGUAAAAUUUCUAUGUUUGUUGUAGGGGUUAAUAGUGAUGAUGUUUAUCGUUUGACUACCAGUUUGGGUUUUGUCCUCAGGCAUCUCCCUGUUCGUUAUCUUGGGCUUCCUUUACUUUCUGGAAGGUUACGACCUACUGAUUGUGCUCUCUUAUUCAACGUAUUACUAGUCAGAUUCAUUCUUGGUUUGCUAGAGUUUUAUCAUUUGCAGGCUAACGUGUUUGUGCUGCCUGUGAGUGUGCAUCAUGAGGUUGAUAAAAUCUUGAGGUCUUAUCUUUGGAGGGGUAAGGAGGAAGGUAGAGGAGGUGUUAAGGUGGCGUGGGCUGAGAAUGUUGUGAGUACUAUGAAGAAUCUUUGGUUGUUGACUAGUUCGAGUUUUCUAUGGGUUCCUUGGGUGGAGGCUUAUAUUCAUAAAGGAAGGUCAUUGUGGGAGGUCGAUUCUUGUGUUGGUCGGUCUUGGUGUCUUUGUGUUAUCAUGUGGAAACGAGAUAGUCUAAAAGAGCAUGUUCAGAUGGAGGUUGGGGAUGGUAGGCAUUGUAAACUGUGGGUUUGGGUUCUUGGUCGUCAUAGUGGUUUUUUGAUUGCUAGUGCAUGGGAUACUAUUCAUCCUCGUAGUGUUAAGUCUCGGGUCCUUCAGGUUAUGGCUUCCUCUCACAGGAUUGGGUAUUGGAGGGUUGAGUUGUUUGGGGAGCAUAAUCAUUGUCUCCAUGGUGGUCAAGCUCGUGAGCUCAUUGUUCUGUUUCAGCUUAUUCCAUCUUGUAUCAGUGCUCGUGUUGUUUAUUUGCGUGAGGAUGCUCAUGGUAUUAUUUAG
Messenger RNA from Cucumis sativus (cucumber), 1014 nucleotides. RefSeq lists its product as uncharacterized. The transcript has 6 exons. NCBI's taxonomy places the organism in Eukaryota, Viridiplantae, Streptophyta, Magnoliopsida, Cucurbitales, Cucurbitaceae. The record is from RefSeq and is a predicted model, not a curated record. Bases 1 to 1014 code for a protein of 337 amino acids.